AUGAAGUCCAUCAAGAGCUGUUGUGCAACGCCGGCGAUCACAUUUGAUGCUUUCAAGGAUCAGUGUAGUAACUACAUGAAUAAGGGGCCGCAAACAACACUUUGCCUUUACGAGUGUAUCUUUAAUGCGACAAACACGCUAAGUGGAACGAGCCUUAACAUAAAUAAUGCUCGCACGAUGCUUUCGAAAAUUUUUGGCGACAACCAGGACUUCGUCAACGCUUAUGCUCAAGGAAUGCAAAACUGCACCAGCUCGGUGCAAGAGAUGGCCAGCGCUGCUAAGCAGCGUCCACCUCCACCAACCAUGAUGUUGGGCGGACAGAAUUGCUCGCCUGUGCCUCUAAUGUAUACAAGCUGGACCAACAGCAAUGACUGCAACGAGGCGAAGGAGUAUGUGCAGAAUUGCAAGAAUCAAAACAAAGGUGCUGGUGGCCUCUUAGGCCCGAGGAAAAUUCGAGGAUAA
Scaptodrosophila lebanonensis is the source of this 462-nucleotide messenger RNA. RefSeq lists its product as uncharacterized. The transcript has 4 exons. NCBI's taxonomy places the organism in Eukaryota, Metazoa, Arthropoda, Insecta, Diptera, Drosophilidae. Bases 1 to 462 code for a protein of 153 amino acids. Gene Ontology annotation, molecular function: odorant binding. The record is from RefSeq and is a predicted model, not a curated record.